Aphanomyces astaci is the source of this 2352-nucleotide messenger RNA. RefSeq lists its product as hypothetical. The record is from RefSeq and is a predicted model, not a curated record. NCBI's taxonomy places the organism in Eukaryota, Oomycota, Saprolegniomycetes, Saprolegniales, Verrucalvaceae. The transcript has a single exon. The coding region runs from base 71 to 2101 and encodes 676 amino acids.
UGCAUUCGUGAAACCAAUCUCGUCGUUGGUGCCGCGACCUUCGCGCGACAUUGUACACUAGCUCCGUGCUAUGAGUAGUGCCGUUGCCCCGUUGCCCCUCCCGCCGCCUGUGAUCUCGGGUCCCGUCUACUCUAUCGUCACCCCCAAGCCCAAAUGGAUGGCCCAAAUCAAGAAGAGCAUCUACUUGGCCAUCAGCGCCGUCGGCGUGUUUCUCGUCGCGUACGACGUGUUCGCCAACAACUGGGCACUGAACGACUACAUUGGGAACGCCAUGCACUGCCGGACUCCAGUCAUGGACAUGGCCUCGUUCAGUGACAUCCACGAUCACUAUGUGUUUUCCACGAGGGAUAACUGGGGCACCAUCUCCCCCAUCCCCCGACAACUUCUCGCGACGCACAUCGAUCAGCUCAUCAUCGCCGACGAAACCGUCUACUUCCUCGCCGCCGGGAUGCACGAAGUCGGCCCUGCCACCCCCGACCUCUGUCGCGACCUCGAGCGUUCGUACCCCAUCACAUUUCCGACCAAUUCCACGGAGACCGUGGUCCGUCUUGCCGUCGCCAUGGACUUUGUCACAUACAUCCGCGGCGACGCCCUGAGUCACGUGUUUGGCUCGACGGCGACCGAUCCGGUCCCUGGUCCGGACGCGUUGAGAGAAGAGCUUCUGGAGAUGGGAUACGAAGCCGGUGUGUUCACAGCCGACCUCCGCAUGACACUGGAGGUCCCCGUGUCAUCCCUGAAUCCUGGGACUACGAUGCAGCACAACACCCUCGUGUAUCGCAUCUUUGCCAAGACUUUCAACACGGGGGGAACUCCCAUGGCGGAGUUGGGCGUGGACAACUGCAACAUGACGUAUGUGUGGAACGCCACGACCAACAUGGUGGACGUGGUGUCGUCGCGGGUGAUGCUGGGGGAGGUGCACAUCCUCGCGAUCAUCGUCGACCGCAGCAGCACGACCGUGGCGGCGUUUUACAUCAAGGUGUUCGCGUUGCUCAUGGUGCUGGGGGGAUAUUCGGCCAGCGCCAAGACGGUGAUCUGGGUGGACACGGACAAGCAGAUCUUGUGGCCGUGGUUCAAGCGGCUAUAUCAAAAGUUCGCCCCCGACCUAUACCGGCACCCGAGCCACGCGUUGACGAUGCAGUACAUUUGCUACAACAGCGACCUCUUCGUGUUGCUGUAUGUCGUCACGGUGCUCUUGGACGAGAACAUUGCGAUGAAGUUCACGCGGGAAAUGAACGAGUGGAACCAGUGGAACCCCGACUUUUGGGUGUCUGUCCAGAUCUACUCAAUGAGUUUUCGGUGGCUAUGGAUCAACUGCUGCUUUGUCAAGAUGCUCAAACUUCUUUGCCACAACGUGAGCAUCGUCCAGUACAACGGCCACAACUGGCUCGUCGGGUUUUUUAACUUUAGCUCCGUCGUGCCCAUCUACUUGAGCUCGAUCGCGCUCAUGGCCCGUCACCAGUUCAUCAACUACAGCAACAGCGUCCGCCACGACCUGUCGUCGCACGUUCAGUCGCUGGACGGGACCGACCUCGACUUGUUCGCAUCUUGGUACGUGCGGUGCUUCCAGCCCAUGGCGCUCGUGAUCUUCAUCAACUUGGUGGCCAUUCUCACUCUCGACCGCAUCGUCAACUACAAGUGGUGGUCGCGCAUCGCGCAGAACUCGCUGGGUCGCCAGUACAUGUUCAACUCGACGUCAAUACUGUGCGGCAUUGACGACGUGCAGGACAAGCCGGACGGCGUCGGUGGGCAAAUGAUCAUGCUUCCUGCGCGAAAGCUAUGUACGCUGCGGUGGUUCCUCUCGAGCCACCUGUUGUGCUUCGGACUACCGGAAGACCCUAAGUGCGUGCGGGUGUGGGCAUCCACUGUCUUGCAAACCAAGUCGGCGGUUUCCAAAGGAAGCACCAGCACCAAUGGCAGCCCAACGAAAGCUCCAUUGAAAGACGCCAAAGCGACCACGACUGAGGAUUCCGCGAGGAGCAUGCUGCUCAUCGGACAAGAUCAAGAUGGGUACGUGCAUCUGAUGGACGAGAACAAGCGCGACGUCAAAGCACUCGCCAUCGAAGUCAAGAUCCUCCGCGACAGCAUGUUUUACAUCACAUGACAUAGUACAUACAGACUAGUAUUGUCUACUGCGAUGCCGGGAUUCGACUUGCUGAAGUCGCUUGAGUGUGAACCAAUCCUGCGUGCGACCUUUCGGCCGAUUAUUGCACAGCCUGUUGUAGGAUGUUGGUGGAGGGAACGUGGGCCAAAUCUGUUUUUACCUAGUUAAUAGCCUAUGAUUGGUGGAAUCUCUAGUGUGCGAAGCCAAAACGCCUGGGGCAAAAUGUAAAUCCCAAGAUGUUUUAAUAGAGC